AUGCUCAAUAUUCGCUAUGAUUCACCGGCUCUUGAUGAGAUUGAUAUUGAUGGCAAACUCGUGCAGCUUUUCAAUUGUCGAAUUCUUCAAAAUGAUUCGCUAAAAUUCAAUCAUUUAUGGAUUCGUGAUGGUAAAAUCCUGUCUGAGGAGGAUAUUUUCUUCGGUGAGAAGAAACAUGCGGACGUUCAAAUCGAUUGCUGCGGUCUAAUACUAUCUCCAGGCUUUAUUGAUGUUCAAUUGAAUGGCGGUUUCGGCGUCGAUUUCUCAACGUACAACUCGAAUGACGUGGAAUAUUCGCAAAAUUUGGCGCACGUGGCGAAAAACCUAUUGGCGCAUGGUGUGACGAGUUUCGCGCCAACCGUGAUUACAAGCGCGCCGAGCAUUUAUCACAAGAUUCUCCCAUUGCUCAAACCGACAAAUGCAUCGGACGUCGGCGCUGGCAUUCUCGGAGCGCAUUUAGAGGGACCAUUCAUCUCGAAGGAGAAACGCGGAUGUCAUCCGCCGCAUUUGGUUGUGUCCUCAUUUGGAAGCCAACCGGUCAAGGUUAUUCAAGAGACCUAUGGAUGCACAAAAAAUGUGGCGAUUGUGACGCUGGCGCCGGAAUUGGAGGGCGCGCGCGAGGCGAUCAAAACGCUCGCCGAGCGCGGCGUCGUCGUUUCCGUCGGACACUCAUCGUCGAAUCUCGAGCACGGCGAAACGGCGGUGAACAACGGAGCGCGAAUGAUCACGCAUUUGUUCAACGCGAUGCAAUCGUAUCACCAUCGAAACCCGGGAUUAAUUGGAUUGUUGACGUCGGAGAAGAUUGAGAGCAAAAUCCAUUAUGGAAUCAUCUCCGAUGGCAUUCAUACGCAUGAUUCGGCGUUGAGGAUUGCGUAUAGAACGAAUCCGGAAGGGAUGAUACUCGUGACGGACGCGAUCGCCGCAUUGGGAAUGCACGACGGCGUUCAUCGGCUCGGCGAGCAGACGAUCAUUGUCAAUGGUCUUCACGCGAUACUCGACGGCACCAACACGACGGCUGGCAGCGUUGCUAGUAUGCCGUAUUGCAUUCGACACUUGAUCAAGGCGACGGGAUGCUCGAUCAAAGAUGCCCUUAUUUGUGCGACGGAGAAACCAGCUCGCCUCCUUGGAAUUGACAACGAGAAGGGCGUUUUGGGUGUGGGCAGAUUGGCGGAUUUUGUGCUCAUCGACGACGACAUCAACGUCAAAUCGACAUUUUGUAGUGGAAAACGCGUUUUUCUUGACCGCUUGAAUGAAUAA
Caenorhabditis bovis is the source of this 1257-nucleotide messenger RNA. NCBI's taxonomy places the organism in Eukaryota, Metazoa, Nematoda, Chromadorea, Rhabditida, Rhabditidae. The record is from the annotation of a GenBank genome assembly.